CCAUGAUACGGUAGAUAAGGGCGAAGGAACACAACCACUUGUGGCUCUUGGAAACGUAGUUACCACAAAAAUGGUUACGACAACCUUUACGUUUAUGGACCAGCAGGACCAGUCCUAUAUGUUUGCAAGUCUGACAUGGCCUCACUCAGAGGAGCUGCUGCAAGGCCUCCAGCUCUUGCGGCAGGAUCACGAACUAUGUGACAUUGUGCUGCGUGUGGGUGAUGCCAAGAUCCAUGCCCACAAAGUAGUGCUGGCCAGCAUCAGUCCUUAUUUCAAGGCCAUGUUUACGGGUAACCUGUCAGAAAAGGAGACCUCUGAGGUGGAGUUCCAGUGCAUUGAUGAAGCUGCCUUGCAGGCUAUAGUGGAGUAUGCUUAUACCGGGACGGUGUUUAUCUCCCAGGAGACAGUGGAAUCUUUGCUACCCGCUGCCAACUUACUCCAGGUUAAGCUUGUACUUAAGGAGUGUUGUUCCUUCUUAGAGAGCCAGCUGGACGCUGGAAACUGUAUAGGCAUUUCCCGCUUUGCAGAGACUUACGGCUGUCAUGACCUGUGCUUGGCCGCAACGAAGUUCAUCUGUGAGAACUUUGAGGAAGUCUGUCAAACGGAGGAGUUUUUUGAACUGACGAGAGCCGAGUUGGAUGAAAUUGUGUCCAAUGAUUGCCUUAAGGUAGUCACAGAGGAGACUGUAUUUUAUGCCCUCGAAUCAUGGAUCAAAUAUGAUGUAACUGAGAGACAGCAGCAUCUGGCUCAACUGCUGCACUGUGUUCGCCUUCCGCUGCUCAGCGUCAAAUUCCUCACUCGCCUAUAUGAAGCCAACCAUCUUAUACGAGAUGACCACGCCUGCAAGCAUCUGCUCAAUGAGGCCCUCAAAUAUCACUUUAUGCCUGAACACCGGCUGUCCUAUCAGACUGUGUUGUCUGCACGACCCAGGUGUGCCCCAAAGGUGCUGCUUGCAGUAGGAGGCAAGGCUGGACUGUUUGCCACAUUGGAAAGCACGGAAAUGUAUUUCCCUCAGACGGAUUCAUGGAUAGGACUGGCCCCUCUCAGUGUACCCAGAUAUGAAUUUGGAGUGGCGGUGCUGGACCACAAAGUUUAUGUUGUGGGAGGCAUCGCCACACAUAUGAGGCAGGGCAUUAGCUAUCGGAGGCACGAGAGCACAGUCGAAAGCUGGGACCCCGAAACCAACACGUGGUCUUCAGUGGAGCGUAUGGCAGAGUGUCGCAGCACUCUCGGUGUAGUGGUCCUGGCCGGAGAGCUGUAUGCCCUGGGAGGCUAUGACGGCCAGUAUUACCUCCAGUCUGUGGAGAAGUAUGUCUCGAAGCUGAAGGAGUGGCAGCCUGUGGCACCCAUGACGAAGUCUCGCAGCUGCUUUGCCACCGCUGUCCUAGAUGGGAUGGUGUAUGCUAUUGGAGGCUAUGGCCCAGCACAUAUGAACAGCGUGGAGCGGUAUGACCCUAGCAAGGAUGCCUGGGAAAUGGUAGCCCCCAUGGCAGAUAAGAGGAUCAACUUCGGAGUAGGUGUGAUGCUUGGAUUUAUAUUUGUGGUGGGUGGACACAACGGAGUGUCGCACCUGUCCAGCAUCGAGCGGUACGAUCCACAUCAAAACCAGUGGACGGCGUGCCGACCAAUGAACGAACCCAGAACUGGUGUGGGCUCUGCCAUUGUGGACAACUACCUCUAUGUGGUAGGAGGUCACUCUGGGUCAUCCUACCUGAACACCGUUCAGCGUUAUGAUCCCAUCUCAGACAGCUGGUUGGACUCCAGUGGCAUGAUGUACUGCCGUUGUAACUUUGGUCUGACUGCCCUUUGACCCAUGGCCCAGCCAGCUAGGACCCAAUAAAUUACCUUAGACACAAAGAA
This is a messenger RNA of Pundamilia nyererei, 1860 nucleotides long. It is a transcript of the gene klhl28, whose product is annotated as kelch like family member 28. NCBI's taxonomy places the organism in Eukaryota, Metazoa, Chordata, Actinopteri, Cichliformes, Cichlidae. Gene Ontology annotation, molecular function: protein binding. The transcript is spliced from 6 exons. Bases 71 to 1810 code for a protein of 579 amino acids. The record is from RefSeq and is a predicted model, not a curated record.